UGAGAAAGCUGGUGACAAUCGAGCUUGAAGACCUAGCUCUUCAUCUGGGAGAAGGGAACAAGGCGUUUUGAAAAGCCCUCGCGUGUGAAGGACGGAUUGGAAGAGGGAAAGUAAUGAGCUGUAAAGACCACGAUCUUCGUGGAGAGCGGUGACAGGAGGCUGGAGGAAAGUGGGUGACUUCCAGAGACAUUAAGGAGACGAAUUAAGACGGUAGAUGGGCAGCACCCAGGCCCCGGCUUCCAGUGACCUCAGCGGUCACGGGAGAAUAAAAGCAGCCCCGUUGAUGACUGAAAAUGACAAAGCAUCCACCUAACAGACGAGGAAUCAGCUUUGAAGUGGGAGCCCAGUUGGAAGCUCGGGACCGUUUAAAGAACUGGUAUCCAGCUCACAUUGAAGACAUUGACUACGAAGAAGGGAAAGUUCUCAUCCAUUUCAAGCGUUGGAACCAUCGUUAUGAUGAGUGGUUUUGCUGGGACAGUCCUUAUCUCCGCCCUUUAGAGAAAAUACAGCUGAGGAAAGAGGGCUUACAUGAAGAGGAUGGAUCUUCUGAAUUUCAAAUAAACGAGCAAGUGCUUGCUUGCUGGUCUGACUGUCGAUUUUAUCCAGCUAAAGUCACUGCUGUGAACAAGGAUGGUACUUACACUGUGAAAUUUUAUGAUGGAGUAGUUCAAACUGUCAAACAUAUUCAUGUCAAAGCUUUUUCCAAAGAUCAGAAUAUUGUGGGUAAUGCUAGGCCUAAAGAAACAGAUCACAAAAGUCUUUCAUCGUCUUCUGAGAAACGAGAGAAGUUUAAAGAGCAGAGAAAAGCCACUGUCAACGUGAAGAAAGACAAAGCAGAAAAACCUUUAAAGACAGAGAAGCGGCCCAAACAGCCUGACAGAGAAGGAAAGCUGACCUGCACAGAGAAGGGCAAAGUGUCUGAGAAAAGCCUUCCCAAGAACGAGAAAGAAGAUAAGGAGAACAUUUCGGGGAAUGACAGGGAGUACUCUGGGGAUGUCCAGGUGGAAAAGAAGCCUGAAAAUGACCUUGUGAAGAGUCCACAAGAGAACCUGAAGGAGCCAAAAAGAAAACGAGGCAGACCCCCUUCCAUAGCUCCUACUGCUGUAGACUCAAACUCUCAAACUUUGCAACCAAUAACAUUGGAGUUGAGAAGACGGAAAAUAUCAAAAGGAAGUGACAUCCCAUUAAAACGUUCCCGACUUGACAAAAAUUCAUCCCAGGAACAGCCCAAAAAUCGUUCUGAAAACAGUGACAAAGACUUGUCCAGGAGACGGUCCUCCAGGCUGUCCACUAAUGGGACCCAUGAGACCCUAGAUCCCGACUCGGUUGUACCAGAUCUGGUUCAUACGGUUGAUACGAAUCCUCUACAAGACAGGUCACCCAGUGCCAAGGAAUCUGCCGAAGGUCAGUUGAAAACUCCAUUGGAAGCUGGCCAGGUCUCAUCUGCAUUAACUUGCCAUUCCUUUGGGGAUGGACUGGGAGCUGCAGACUUGGAGUUGAACUGCAAGUCAAUGGGAGAAAACACUAUGAAAACAGAACCGGUAUCUCCUCUUGCUGAGGCACAAGAGGUUUCGACUGUUGAAGUUCCAAGUACUUUGAAGAAAACAGAUGACUUUGUGACAGUGAAUGUGCCAGCUGUGGACCUAGACCACAAGUUUCGAUGCAAGGUUGUGGACUGUUUGAAAUUUUUCCGCAAAGCUAAACUGCUGCACUAUCAUAUGAAGUACUUCCAUGGAAUGGAGAAAUCACCAGAGCCAGAGGAAAGCCCAGGGAAGAGGCAUGUGCAAACUCGGGGCUCUGUAGUGCCUGACAAGGCUGGCCAGGAGAGCCUGACCAGGAAGCGGGUCUCUGCCAGCUCCCCAACUGCAAAGGAGAAGGAAAAGAAUAAAGAGAAGAAAUUCAAAGAGCUUGUGCGAGUGAAGCCAAAGAAGAAGAAGAAAAAGAAAAAGAAAACCAAGCCUGAAUGUCCCUGCAGUGAAGACAUCAGCGACACCUCCCAGGAACCUUCUCCACCCAAAGCAUUUGCGGUCACCAGGUGUGGGUCCUCACACAAGCCAGGGGUCCAUAUGAGCCCGCAGCUCCAUGCUUCAGAUAAUGGAAACCAUAAAGGGAAACUGAAAGCAUGUGAGGAGGAUAAUUUGAGCGAGUCCUCUUCCGAGAGCUUUCUUUGGAGUGAUGAAGAAUUUGGUCCAGAUGUCGAUGUGACCACCAACCCAGAUGAGGAGCUUGAUGCUGACGACCGCUAUGACUUUGAGGUGGUCCGAUGCAUCUGUGAAGUCCAAGAGGAAAAUGACUUCAUGAUUCAGUGUGAAGAAUGCCAGUGCUGGCAGCACGGGGUCUGCAUGGGACUGCUGGAAGAAAAUGUGCCUGAAAAAUACACCUGUUACAUCUGCCAAGACCCUCCAGGUCAGAGGCCUGGCUUCAAGUACUGGUAUGACAAGGAGUGGUUGAGCCGGGGGCAUAUGCACGGCCUGGCAUUUCUAGAAGAGAACUACUCCCAUCAGAAUGCCAAGAAGAUUGUGGCCACCCACCAGCUUCUCGGUGAUGUGCAGAGAGUGAUCGAGGUGCUUCACGGCUUGCAGCUCAAGAUGAGCAUCUUGCAAAGCAGGGAGCACCCUGAUCUGCAGCUGUGGUGCCAGCCCUGGAAACAGCAGCCUGCGGAGGGGAGAGUGCAUUCCAGACACAUCCACAUCACAGACACCAGGAGCAAAGAGGAAUCCCUAAGCUAUAGAACUUUGAAUGGGGCGGUGGAGAAGCCCUUGCCCCUGCCGCGGUCUGUGGAGGAGUCCUAUAUCACCAGUGAGCACUGCUACCAGAAGCCCCGCACCUACUACCCAGCUGUGGAACAGAAGCUGGUAGUCGAGACCAGAGGAUCUGCCCUGGAUGAUGCAGUCAACCCCCUCUGUGAGAAUGGUGACGAUCCCCUCUCCCCACGCCUAGGUUGGCCUCUUGACCAAGAAAGGAUCAGAGGAGACAGUGAUCCUAAACCUAGUUCCCCAAAGGUGAAGGAAUACAUUUCCAAGAAGGUCCUGCCGGAAGAAGCCCCUGCUCGGAAGCUGCUGGACAGAGGCGGAGAAGGGCUGGUGAGCUCGCAGCACCAGUGGCAGUUUAACCUGCUGACACAUGUGGAGUCUCUUCAGGAUGAAGUAACGCAUCGGAUGGACUCCAUUGAGAAGGAGCUGGAUGUGCUGGAGAGCUGGCUGGACUACACUGGGGAACUGGAGCCCCCAGAGCCGCUGGCCAGGCUUCCACAGCUCAAGCAUUGCAUCAAGCAGCUGCUGACUGACCUGGGCAAGGUGCAGCAGAUUGCCCUCUGCUGCUCGACAUGAGAUUGAGCACCCAAGACCAUUGGAGCACAGUCCUGGCAUGUCUGCUGGGGGAGCUUCGCAUAUUUAAAUAAACUUAGCAUGCUGAAUGCACGUGACACUGACUGACUUCAGGGAUUUGGCCAGGAGUGUGAUGGACACUGGGACAAAGAGACCAUUUUGGCUGCUGGAGGACAGGGCACUCGUGAUCUGGAAGCCGACCACGAAGGCAGCGCGUAGUCUUAGAACCCUCUUCUGUGCACAUCGUUGAACGAAGCGAGUCUUUGCACAUCUUCACUUGGAAUCGUGCCACUGGUGAUAAAUGGAAUGAGAGCCAAAAAAAAAAAAAAAAUCUAGUUGGAAACAGUUGUAAAUUCAAAUUGCAGUUUAUUUAAUUGACUUUUGGGUCAGGUUGAGGCAUGUGCCAACCCCUCUGGUUUCUCUGCCUGGUGUGGUAUUUAAAUGGGCAGCAGAUACCAUUUUCAUCUUUCAGCUUCAUUGGAAUGUUGGGACUUGACUAUCGUGCAGUUUGGGAAGGAGGAGCAGGGGCCCUGAGGGCACUGCUUCCUCAAGACUUCAUUUUCUUGCCACGUCUCUUGCAUGAUUUCACGGUACCGGGGACAAGGUUUUAUGUUGUUAUUUAGCCCAGAGUUGGUUGGGCCAUGACUUUGGCAGCCAAGCCGAAACUGCUGAAGGAGAACUAGAAUCUUGCUGCAAAGAGAAUCUACAAGGAGUCCCAGAAGGAAGCAGGCAGGGUCUGGAACCCAAAGGACAGCAUUUUUUACACACGUAUUAAUUCCAACAACUUCCCACUUCUGUUUAAAGUUUAAAAAAAUUCCCAAGAUUUUGAACUUUUGCUGUAAAGAUUUGUUACAAAGAACGUGGGUAUUACCUUGUUUUAUAUUGUCGUCAGCAACUUGAGAAUCUGUGUGCCGCUGCCUCCUCCUGGGAGGCUAGUGUGGUAGCUGGCAUUUCCAGAGUUGCUGAUGCACUUUAACACUUUCAAUUUCCUGUUUGUAUUACUUGUGAGAUCAAGGUGAUUAUGCUGCUUAAGGUCCAGGUACAACCUGUUUGUACCUUCAGAGAGAAUAUUUGUGUUAUUUUGCAGGUUCUGGUUCUAUGUGUAAUUGCUAUAUUGUUUUGUUUUACCUUACUAGGCCAAGUUUAAAAGGUUCCAUGCUUUGAGGACUUCAUUUAACCAGUUUUUUGCAUCACUAAAGGCAAAUAUCAAAGUACCUUUAUCCAUCAGUACCCACAGGUUCAUCAUGAGUUUUGGAAUCUGUAAUGUUUUAGGCGGCAAAUAUUUACUGUGUAAACAUCAAGGAACCAGUGUCAGUAGCUAGUAGUAGCAGCAUCUUCAGCUGCCUUGGGAAUGGUUCAGCUUCAGGCAUAACAGGUCAUUGUGGCCUCGGAAUUGAGGCCUGUGUACAAAGAAGUUUCAUGGAAUGAAUGCCCUGUCCAAUGAUUUGUUCACCAUCUGCUAUAAAAUGAGCUGCAGGGCAAGCAUGAGUUGACCUGGCAUAGCUUGGGGAGUGUGUAACGCAUAAUGAAGCAAACACAGUCCCUUAUUAAAGGCUGCUUCCCACUGCUAACAUGUUUCUGUUGUGGGAAGAAAUGCUCCAGGAGUCCAUGUGACAUCGGUGUUUUGGAUAAUUUAUUAAUAACUGCAUCUUGAGAACUGGAUGAUGAUUGUCAGAAAGGGGAAGAACCAAGAUAAUUUUCUAUAGCUACAACUGUGUGAGGUAUGAAGAUUGUUACAUUAGAUAUUAGGGGCCAGAGAGAUGCCUCAGUUGGUAAAGGUGCUUGCCACCAAGCCUGCUGACCUGAGUUCAAUCCCCAGGACCCACAUAGUAGAGAAUUGACACCUUAAAGUUGUCCUCUGACACACAUUUACAUAAUAGACAAAUGUAAUAAAGGUUUUUAAAUUACGGUUUUUCUUUUAUGUAACUACCCUUGAUUAUCACAUCUGGGGAAGCUGUAACUUUGAAGGCAGUUUCGUGUCUUGUUCAAAGUUAAAAGCAGACACUGAAUGAUCCUAAUUUUGCCAUAUGGUCAUUUCUGGGUUUAUCAUUUAGGUUUUGUGAAGGAAGUAAUCUGGUUGCAUUGUGAUUUUUGUUGGUAGGGAAGCAAAGCAGACUCCCCAUGUUCUGAUAACCUCAGUUCUUCCCUAACCUAAAGCCAUGUUGAGGGGCUCCACUCCAAAUUCCUGGGUCACAGUGAAUUAACCCCUAAGUUGGAGCACUGGAAUCUGUCCUUUGCAAACAAUGCUGAUAGCAUUUAGAAACAUGUGCACUACCUAAGUUCUGUCUGUUAAGAAAAAACUAUCCACCUAUGGAAGGUCGCCUUGACACAGCAGUUCUAGUUUGAUCAGUCAUUUGUUUAAGUAUGUAAGGUGGAUCCUGGCUGAGCCAGCAUUGCACUGUGGAUAUGUAUCUGUGUUUACGAACUAUUAGACAGAGGGUACUGUACAUAGGAGUGUUGCUUUCAAGCAAUAUGUGCAAAACAUGCAAACUUCUGUAUCUGGAAAAAAAUAAAACAGGUUCUUGUUGCUAUGA
Mesocricetus auratus (golden hamster) is the source of this 5860-nucleotide messenger RNA. It is a transcript of the gene Phf20, whose product is annotated as PHD finger protein 20. The transcript is spliced from 18 exons. NCBI's taxonomy places the organism in Eukaryota, Metazoa, Chordata, Mammalia, Rodentia, Cricetidae. Gene Ontology annotation, cellular component: MLL1 complex; NSL complex. The coding region runs from base 294 to 3329 and encodes 1011 amino acids. The record is from RefSeq and is a predicted model, not a curated record. Gene Ontology annotation, biological process: regulation of transcription by RNA polymerase II.